Messenger RNA from Glossina fuscipes, 1256 nucleotides. Its product is annotated as band 7 protein AGAP004871-like. The transcript is spliced from 8 exons. The record is from RefSeq and is a predicted model, not a curated record. Bases 199 to 1098 code for a protein of 299 amino acids. Gene Ontology annotation, cellular component: plasma membrane. Lineage: Eukaryota; Metazoa; Arthropoda; Insecta; Diptera; Glossinidae.
AAACCUAAUAAAGCCGUUCUCUUUUCUCUAGAAGGCGCCAUUUAUUAUUAAUACCCGACUAUUUGUGAAUGCAUGCACGUGCAUGAAUAGAGCAGUUUAUGUAUUAAUAAAAAAAAUUGUAAAUUUCAUAUGAAAGCACUUUAUUGAUUUCCUUUACGGAAAAGUUCCGAUUAACUAACUGCUUGUAUUGAAAUUAAAAUGAGUUAUGGUAGUGCUUCAAGUAUUAAACCCAUUGUUGCCGAAUAUGAUGCGAAUGAUAAAGCACCAACUUUUGGUAAACUGUUACAUUAUUUGUCAAUUGUUUUGGUAAUACUUACGGCACCGAUCAGUUUUUUCAUGUGUUUCAAGGUAGUCCAGGAAUAUGAAAGAGCAGUCAUAUUUCGUUUGGGUCGUUUAUUACAGGGAGGCGCCCGUGGUCCUGGAAUUUUCUUUAUAUUGCCAUGCAUUGAUACCUAUGCUCGCGUUGAUUUACGAACACGUACUUAUGAUGUGCCACCGCAGGAGGUUUUAACUAAAGAUAGUGUAACAGUUUCUGUUGAUGCUGUGGUCUAUUAUCGUGUUUCGAAUGCAACCGUUUCUGUGGCCAAUGUGGAAAAUGCUCAUCAUUCGACACGUUUAUUGGCACAAACAACUUUACGUAAUACGAUGGGUACGCGCCAUUUGCAUGAGAUACUCAGUGAGAGGCAAACAAUUUCGGGCAAUAUGAGGGUGCAACUGGAUGAAGCCACCGAUGCAUGGGGCAUUAAAGUUGAACGUGUUGAAAUUAAAGAUGUGCGUUUGCCAGUACAAUUGCAACGAGCUAUGGCCGCCGAAGCGGAAGCGGCCAGAGAAGCUCGCGCUAAGGUCAUUGCAGCUGAGGGUGAACAAAAAGCUUCACGUGCAUUACGUGAGGCCUCGGAAGUUAUUGGUGAUUCUCCAGCCGCCUUACAAUUACGAUAUUUGCAGACGCUCAAUACCAUUUCAGCGGAAAAGAAUUCUACUAUUGUAUUCCCUUUGCCCAUUGAUUUGCUGACUUACUUCAUGAAAACCCAUGAAGCAGCAACACUCUUUGGCAAUAACAAUCAACAACAACUUUCUGAUAUGCAGUCAAGCAUGUAAACAGGAUGCUAACGAAGCGCACCGUAGAAUUUUAUGUAUUGCAAUUUUAUACAAUACAUACCAUACCGUAUAUACGCAUAAAUACUUGCGAACAUUGAUUGAAUUUUAUAAUAAAAAGAAAACCAAAAAAGGAAAAAAAAAAAAAAAAACCAAGUAAA